Molecule: messenger RNA, 1596 nt
Organism: Naegleria gruberi
Lineage: Eukaryota; Heterolobosea; Eutetramitea; Acrasida; Naegleriidae
Exons: 2
Coding region: 1-1596 (531 amino acids)
Source: RefSeq, a predicted model, not a curated record
AUGAGUGAAUUUGAAUACUAUCAUGAUGGAGACAUUCAUUAUGUAAAUCAUCACCAACAAGCUUCCAAUUCUCAUCAACAACAACAACAAUAUCAAUCAUCAUAUAGGAGUAAUGAUUAUUCAUCAUCACCAUCAUCAUCGGAAUCAUAUCUUGAUGAUGGAUAUGUUCUUUUUCAAUCUAUACAAAUAUCAAUUCCUAUUUUACCCUUCUUGAUCAUGAUGGGAUUUGUAUUAUUCGUGAUGGGAUUAAGAGCCAUUAAAUAUUUCCAAUUAUCUGUAAAUUGGCAUGUAAUUACGAAGAGUUUCAAACAUCAAAUUAUAUUGUUGAGUUUGUUUUUCCAAAUUCCCUUGCUGUGCUUUUACUUGUAUUCAUUAAUUAAAUUCGGAAAGAGUGAUGCAUCACUAGUUUUAAUUAUAAUUUUGAAUUCAACUAUUGGAGGAAUGGCAAGUUUUAUCAAUGAGAAGAGUUUGGGUUAUUUUGUCGUCAUGUUGGCGUGUUUUAUUUCAAGUUUAUUGGUGCAAGAGGCUCACGUCAAGACAAUUUUGAUUUGCUUGUGUUUUCUUGUAGUUGCAUUGAAAAUUCAAAAAAUCAUCUUCCAAAGAAAUAAGCAAUUCGAGCCAGAGGAUUUCACAGAGGUCAGGACAACAAUUGAACAAGAUGAUCUUGUCAAGGGUUCUUCUCACAAUUUUAGACAAGUACUAACCAAUGCUGAUAGAGAAGGUAGCUAUGACAAUAACAGAUUUUACAGUGGACAGAAUCGAUUCCAACAACAUGGACAUGAACCUUACAACCGCCUUAAACCAUCCCUUUUCCAAAAUAAUGCCUUCGAAUACAACCACCAACCAACUCCAACUGUUAACAAGUUACAUUCGGUUGCAGGUUUGAAGAGGGAAGUUCAUAAUGACCUGCAUAAUAGAGAGGACAUUUACGUACCUAAAACCUCAAAUUGGAAUUGGUUGGGUUCUGUGUUUUCGAACAUGAAAUGGUUCAGCAAAAAACAAGAGCCUGACAUUCUGGAGAGAAGACAUGUUAAACUUCAAGUUCCUGACAGACAAAAAGUGCUCUUUGACAAGCCAGUUAACAAUGUCAGAGUGAAUUUUGUAGAAGAAAGAGAAGAAAGAGAAGAAAAAGCCAAGCUGUCCUCUUCCUCAACAAUGAAUUCAUACACCCCUCUUUAUCCCUCCCUAUCUACAAACAUUCCUCCUUCCGUGAAACCAGAGGAAUCACCAAGAGCAGGUAUUUCACCUUAUUUGUUAAAUCACUCUUUGCCUUUAACACAGUCCAAUACAACAAGGAAUUCAAUGAAGCCACAACAGGAGAGCGAAAAGCCUCCCACAUUCCAAACAAAGGAGAAUUUCAAAGUCCCAAUGGAACCUGAGGAGGAACCAAAUAGAUAUUUUGAAACAAGACAACAAUUCCAUGUUGCUAAAAGAGUUCAACAAGUCCCACAACCUGAAUCUCAAUCUGCCUUCAAACCAAGAGCAGGAGCUUUAGUUUCAAAACAAAGACCUCCCAUUGUACACACUGUUGUUGAGGAAGAAGAGUUCAUACCAACUGCUUCUACAUUUGAUGGGGAUGAUGAUGAAGAAGAAUAA